AAAAUUGGGGUAGGAGUAAAGUAGUGCAGAAGACCGAGUCACUCCCCUGUUUCUUGAUCGGUGUCCUCUGGGAUCGUCACAUGCAGGUCUGGAUCUACAUGCACUAUCCUGGGAAGCCAUCUAGUGGUAAAAACCAGAAUUACUGAAAAACGAAAACGUUCUCAAACUUCUUUCCCUCUAUGAUUACGAAAGCACCACUGCAAUGGAAGUCUAAGCAUCUAUACAUAGGGAGCCAGGCUGUAUCACAAACAACAGAAGCAGAGAUUCCUCCUGAAGUUGACCAGCCAUCAAAGCUCCACUUAUAUCAUUGCUGUUACACUCUGAUGCAAAUUCUGGCAGAAAUUUUAGAAAAUUUGGGGAUCAUUAAGGAGCACAUACUUAUUAGGUUGAUCACUGAUGGGCUGCCAGCAUGCAGAGAUUCAAAACUCUUCACAAAGGAUCUGCUUUUUGCUGAGGUGCCAGUGAGGGUUUACCUUCCCAGAGUGCCAUCUGCAAGCAAACGGAGAGGAAUCAUCUUCAUCCAUGGAGGAUGUGGGAUUUUCGGAAGCAUCAGAGGUUAUGAAAGGAUAUGCCAGUACAUAGCCAGAAAAUCUGAUUCAGUGCUUGUGUCUCUUGGGUACCGUUUGUCUCCUGAACACAAGUAUCCAGCCCAGACCUUGGACUGUCUCACUGCUACUGUGCACUUCUUGAAGACUGCAGAAAACUAUGGGGUGGAUCCUGAACGGAUUAUUAUUUAUGGAGAUAGUGCAGGGGGCACUUUUGCUACUAGUGUUUGCCAAGAACUGGUAAAUAGAAGAGAUAUCCCAAAGAUAUGUGCCCAGGUACUGAUCUAUCCAUUUCUCCAAUCGUUAAACUUUAAUCUGCCAUCUCACCAGAAAAAUGCUUCUUUUGCCCUCUUUUCCCGGGAACGUGCAGUGCAUUUUAUUCUGAAAUACCUGCAAAAGGACUGCUCGAUGAAGGAAGCUGUUUUGGCAGGGUCCCACGUUCCCCAGAGCAUGAAUUUGAAAUACAAGAAAUGGAUAAGUCCAGACUUUAUCCCAGACGUAUUUAAACUGGGCUACAAACCACCACCACCAGCUCCAUUUUUACCUCAGGUCCACAAAGAAACAAAAGAGAUGUUUCAUACAAGGUUUUCCCCACUGCUAGCAGAAGAUGCUGUUGUUGGGGGCCUACCUGACACUUGUUUAAUCACCUGUGAGCACGAUGUGCUCAGGGAUGAUGGGCUGCUCUACAAGAAACGCCUGGAGGACAACAAUGUGAGAGUGACCUGGCACCACAUGGACAAAGGCUUCCAUGGUGUUCUGGGAUUUUUUGGUUAUGGUAUUUUCUCUUUUUCAACAGCAAGUAAAAUAGUGGACCAGACUGUAAACUUUAUAGAAAGCUAUUAAAAUGUUUUCUUAAAUACACUGAACUGGUAUGCAGAUAGUGUCUAGCUAUUUGUACAUUAGAGCCUGGGCAAGAAAGGGUAAGCUCAGAUGUUCUGCUGAAUUCUGAUUUUCUAUUGCUAUUAUUGGAGAGCGUGAUGUAUUUUUAAUACUUUUUUAAACCCUAUUUACUUGUAUGCUUUUUUUCUUGUUCUCUUCUUAUAGCAAAGAAUAAAAGUUCAA
Molecule: messenger RNA, 1607 nt
Organism: Calypte anna (Anna's hummingbird)
Lineage: Eukaryota; Metazoa; Chordata; Aves; Apodiformes; Trochilidae
Product: arylacetamide deacetylase-like 4
Exons: 6
Coding region: 180-1388 (402 amino acids)
Cellular component (GO): membrane
Molecular function (GO): carboxylic ester hydrolase activity
Source: RefSeq, a predicted model, not a curated record